Metarhizium acridum CQMa 102 is the source of this 3120-nucleotide messenger RNA. The record is from RefSeq and is a predicted model, not a curated record. NCBI's taxonomy places the organism in Eukaryota, Fungi, Ascomycota, Sordariomycetes, Hypocreales, Clavicipitaceae.
AUGCCUUCAACAACGCGGCAGUCUCUGUUCCGCAAGGUCCAAAGCUUCAAGAUCGACUAUGCUCCAUGCACAAUCACCCAGUAUGUGUCGGAGCGAAGCGGCAUGCAGGUCGUCGUUGCCGAUCGACAAGGCCCCAAAAUCAAUGGAUACUUCACCUUGGCCACCGAGAUUUUCGAUGACUCUGGUGCUCCACAUACUCUGGAACACCUGGUGUUUAUGGGCUCCAAGAGCUACCAGUUCAAGGGCCUUUUGGACAAGCUGUCCUCUCGCGCGCACUCGGGCACAAAUGCUUGGACCGCAACAGACCAUACCGCUUAUACCCUUGAGACAGCAGGCUGGGAAGGAUUUGCACAGGUUCUUCCCAUCUACUUGGAACACAUCAUCCUACCUACAAUUACCGAUGAAGCAAUCACCACCGAGGUUUGGCAUAUUGACGGCCAGGGUAACGAUGCUGGUGUGGUUUAUUCCGAGAUGCAAGCUGUCCAAUUCCGCAGCCCCGAGAUCAUGGACCUCAAGGCCCGUCGCCUGUUAUACCCGGAAAAUGUGGGAUUUCGUUAUGAGACGGGUGGAAUGACUGAAGCAUUGCGUGUUCUGACACCUGAGCGCAUUCGCCAAUUCCACCGUGACAUGUAUCAACCACGUAAUCUUUGUCUUGUUAUCGUAGGCGAGACUGACCAUGUCGACUUGUUGCAAAUUUUGGAUGAGUUUGAGGAGAGCAUCAAGGACGACAUUCCGCCUUUGGACGCCAAAUUUGACAGGCAAUCCAUUGUCACAAUCGCCGAAUUUCCUGAAGAGGAUGAAUCGGUUGGCGAGAUUCUCAUUGGGUUCUUUGGGCCCAACUGCGUCGAUCUAAUUGAAACUUCUGCUCUCAACAUUCUGCUCACAUACUUGUGCGGCUCGUCAGUUUCCGUCCUGGAGAACGUGUUAGUCGAGAAAGAAGAGCUUGCUAGCUCUAUAACACAAUGGUGGGAAGCCCGACCAAACUCCGUAAUUUGGCUCCAGCCAACAGGUGUCGCAACGGAAAAGCUCGAGUUUGUGGAAAAGCGGCUGAUGGAGCUUCUGAAGGAGGUUGCCAGUAAGCCGCUUGACAUGGAAUACAUGCUCGAAUGCAUCAAGCGGGAGAAGCGCCAAGUCAAAUUCCACGCAGAAACCUCAGAGUCGUUCUAUGCGACCAACAUCAUUACUGAUUACCUUUUUGGCAAGCGAGACGGCUCGACACUUCAAGAGCUUGGGACUCUUAGUGAGUACGAUGUUCUGGAGAAGUGGACAGACGAGCAAUGGCGAGCUUUUUUGAGCAAGUGGAUGGCUAACGCCCACCAUGUUUCUAUCCUCGGCAAACCGUCACAUGAACUAGCCAAGAAAAUGAAGGCUGGUGAAGAGGCCAGAAUCGCCAAGAGAAAAGAAGAGCUCGGAGCAGAGGGACUAGAAAAGUUAGCUAAGCGCCUUGAGGAUGCUAAGAAGAAGAAUGACGAGCCCAUCCCGGCCGAAGUCAUUGAUCGGUGGAGUGUCCCUGGCACAGAAUCGAUCCAUUUUAUUGAGUCUGAUACUGCACGAUCAGGACGGGCCAAAUCAAUCGGUUUGGGAAUCGGCCAGGCACAGAAGGUCAUCGACUCUGCCACAGAUGGUAAACUACCACUCUUCAUCCAGUUCGAGGAUGUGCCCACCAACUUUGUUCACAUCACCAUUCACCUGGGCACGUCGCAAGUACCAUUUGAGUUGAAACCACUAUUGUCCAUAUUUAGCGACAACUUCUUCAACACUCACAUCUUGCGAGAUGGCAAGCAAGUUGACUUUGAGCAAGUCGUCAUGGAACUUGAGCGGGACAGUAUCGGCUAUAACAUUGGAUCUGCUCGCUCGCUUGGUGAUGCUGACGGUUUCAUGAUUGGUUUCCAGGUCGAGCCCGAUAAGUACUCUGCGGCAGUCCAUUGGUUGCGAACUAUGAUGUUUGACUCCGUCUUUGAUCCCCAGCGUCUUGGGGCUGCCGUCACCAAGGCCCUCGCCGAUAUUCCUGAAGCUAAGCGUGACGGCCGUGGAAUGGCUGUAGAGAUCGAUACCGCCAUCCACAUGGACAAGACAUCCUUAGCCGUAGCCAGGCGCACCCUGGUCAAGGCCGUCUAUCUCAAACGCCUCAAGAAGCUCCUCAAAAGUGAGCCAGAGAAGGUCAUCGAGUGGUUCCACACCAUUCGCAAGUCGCUUUUCACCUUCCAAAACAUGCGCCUCCUCGUCACCGCAAAUGUGUCCAAGCUUCAAAAUCCCCUCACCACCUGGAACACACUCGCAGAAAGUUUGACAACCCAAGAAGACAUGGUUCCCAUUCCCAAGUUUGUAAACCUCCUCAAUGACGAAGGUCGCAAACCAGGUUCCGUCGGCGCCAUUAUUGUGCCCAUGACUACACUUGAUAGCUCGUACUCUGUAAGCACCGCACCAAGCAUCACAUCCCUCUCGGAUCCCAAGUUCCCUGCCAUCAUGGUAGCAAUCGGCUACCUCGAGACUGUAGAAGGACCUCUCUGGAGUGCCGUCCGUGGAGCCGGGUACGCCUACGGCUCCUACUUCUCACGCAACGUCGACUCGGGACUCCUGUCCUAUCGUGUGUAUCGCUCCCCAGACGCAUACAAAGCCAUCUCCGCAUCCCGCGAUGCCAUCCACAAGAUUGCCGUCGGCGAAGUGCCCAUCGACAAGCACCUCCUCGAAGGAACCAUUAGCCAAAUCGUCGUUAUGUUCGCUGACGAGCAAGCCACCAUGCCGAGUGCUGCUCAACAAAAUUUUGUACGUAGCGUCGUACGUGGCCUUCCCAAGGACUGGAGCAAAGACGUGCUCCGACAGGUGCGGGAUGUCACCAUCAACGAGAUGAAGAGUGUCAUGCAAGAGUUUAUUUUGCCUUGUUUUGAACCGGGGAAGAGCAAUGUAGUGGUUACUUGCGCCAAGUUAAUGUCCAAGAAUAUGGAAACCGCCUUUAAAGGUAUGGGAUACAAGGUGCAGACCCAUGAAUUGAGCUAUUUUCAUGACGAUUAUGGCCUAAAAGCUGGUGAAGAAGAAGAAGAGGAAGACGAAGAAGAGGAAGAAGAAGACGGAGGCUCGGAAGGUUCAUAUGACGAAUCGGACGAACCGGACGAAGAUUAG